CAGCGAUGGUAUAUAAAGCUCCCAGAGCGCGCGCUGCUUCAGGAGAUACAGGUAGGAGUCGGGGGGAGCACAGUGUGCGCUCGCUGCCUAGCGAGCAUUUAACCCCGCUCUUCCUUUAUCAGCCCCAAAGCUGUUGUCCCUCUGGCUGGGUGCAGCCAUACUAAGAGCUGCCCAAGAGCAGGGCAGCGCUCCUUUCUGGGAGUCCUUCUGUGCACAGCCCCUGGCGCCAUGCUCUUGUUAGGCAUCCUUGCCCUGGCCCUUAUUGUGGUCCCCGCUUGCGGUUCGGACCCCGAACAGGAGAUUGUGGUUCCCAUCCGUCUGGACCCCGACAUCAACGGGCGCCACUAUUACCGGCGGGGUCCCGAGGACUCGGGGGACCAGAGACUUAUCUUCCAGAUCACUGCCUUCCAGGAGGACUUCUACUUACACCUGGCUCCUGAUGCCCAGUUUCUAGCGCCCGCAUUUGCCACUGAGCAUCUGGGUGUCUUCCAGGCCGGAGUGUCCGGGGGCUCUCCCGACCUCCGCCGCUGCUUCUACUCAGGGGAUGUGAAUGCCGAGAGGGACUCAUUUGCAGCUCUGAGCCUAUGCGGGGGUCUUCGUGGUGCCUUUGGCUAUCGGGGCGUAGAGUAUGUCAUUAGUCCCCUGCCCAAUGUCAGCGCGCCUGAAGCGCAGCGCAACAGCCAAGGUGCACAUCUUCUCCAGCGCAGGGGCGACCCUGACCGGACACCAGGGGACCCUACCUCCCGCUGCGGGGUGGCCUCGGGCUGGAAUCCGGCCAUCCUGCGUGCCCUGGACCCCUUUAAAUCCCUUCGGGCAGACUCGGGCGAGAGCCGGCCACCCCGAAGAGCAGGGCGAGCCAAACGUUUUGUGUCCAUCCCGCGCUACGUGGAAACACUAGUGGUGGCCGAUGAGUCGAUGGUGAAGUUCCACGGUGCGGACCUAGAACAUUACCUACUGACACUGCUGGCCACUGCCGCGAGGCUCUACCGCCAUCCCAGCAUCCUCAACCCCAUUAGCAUCGCAGUGGUCAAGGUGUUGGUCCUCGCGGACAGGGACAAGGGACCCAAGGUCACAGGCAACGCGGCGAUGACCUUGCGCAACUUUUGCGCCUGGCAGAAGAAACUUAACAAAGUAAGCGACAAGCACCCUGAAUACUGGGAUACUGCCAUCCUCUUCACCCGUCAGGAUCUGUGUGGUGCCACCACCUGCGAUACCCUGGGAAUGGCUGAUGUGGGCACCAUGUGUGACCCCAAGAGAAGCUGCUCGGUCAUUGAGGAUGAUGGGCUUCCAUCUGCCUUCACUACUGCCCAUGAGCUAGGUCACGUGUUCAACAUGCCCCAUGACAAUGUGAAGGUGUGUGAGGAGGUGUUUGGGAAGCUACGGGCCAACCACAUGAUGUCCCCUACACUUAUCCAGAUUGACCGUGCCAACCCCUGGUCAGCCUGCAGUGCUGCCAUCAUCACUGACUUCCUGGACAGUGGACAUGGUGACUGCCUCUUGGACCAACCCAGCAAGCCCAUUUCACUGCCAGAGGAUCUGCCAGGAUCCAGCUACACCCUGAACCAGCAGUGCGAGCUAGCCUUCGGUGUGGGCUCCAAACCCUGCCCCUACAUGCAGUACUGCACCAAGCUGUGGUGUACGGGCAAGGCAAAGGGCCAGAUGGUGUGCCAGACCCGCCACUUCCCCUGGGCAGAUGGCACUGGGUGUGGCGAAGGCAAGUUUUGCCUGAAGGGGGCCUGUGUGGAGAGGCACAACAUCAGUAAGUACAGGGUGGAUGGUUCCUGGGCCAAAUGGGAACCUUAUGGCCCCUGCUCUCGGACCUGUGGUGGAGGUGUGCAGUUGGCCCGACGGGAGUGUAGCAACCCUGCACCUGCCAAUGGCGGCAAAUAUUGUGAGGGAGUGAGAGUCAAAUAUCGAUCCUGUAACCUGGAGACAUGCCCCACCUCAGUCUCUGGCAAGAGCUUCCGGGAGGAGCAGUGUGAGGCUUUCAAUGGCUACAACCACAGCACCAAUCGGCUCACCCUCACCAUGGCCUGGGUGCCCAAGUACUCAGGCGUCUCACCCCGGGACAAAUGCAAGCUCAUCUGCCGAGCCAGCGGCACUGGCUACUUCUACGUGCUUGCGCCCAAGGUGGUGGAUGGUACCCCAUGCACUCCAGAUUCCACUUCAGUUUGUGUCCAGGGCAAAUGCAUCAAGGCAGGCUGUGAUGGGAACUUGGGCUCCAAGAAGAAAUUUGACAAAUGUGGAGUGUGUGGGGGAGAUAAUAAGAGCUGCAAGAGGGUGACGGGACUCUUCACGAAACCCAUGCAUGGCUAUAACUUUGUGGUGGCUAUUCCAGCAGGAGCCUCGAGUAUUGACAUCCGCCAGCGGGGUUACCAAGGCUUGAUCAGUGAUGACAACUACUUGGCUCUGAAGAAUGGGCAAGGCAAGUACCUGCUCAAUGGGCACUUUGUGGUGUCCGCUGUGGAACGGGACCUGAUGGUGAAGGGCAGCCUGGUCCGUUACAGCGGGACCAGCACAGCAGUAGAGAGGUUGCAGGCAUCAAGGCCCAUCCUGGAACCUUUGACUGUGGAGGUACUCUCCGUUGGCAAGAUGACCCCACCUCGCAUCCGAUACUCUUUCUAUCUACCCAAGGAACCCCGGGAGGACAAGUCUGCCUAUCGCAAAGACAACCGGGGAUCUUCUGUGCUCAACAACAGCGUCCUCAGUCUCUCUAACCAGGUGGAACAACAAGACAACAGGCCUUCAGCUCGUUGGGUGGUGGGCAGCUGGGGGAGCUGCUCUGUGAGCUGCGGGAGUGGACUGCAGAAACGUGUAGUGGACUGCCGGGGCUCCCCGGGACAUCUUGCUGUUUCUGCCUGUGACACGGUCCAGCGGCCAGAGACAAGGCCCUGUGGGGAGCCCUGUCCAACUUGGGAGACAGGUGCCUGGUCUCCCUGCUCCAAGAGCUGUGGCAGGGGAUUUAAGAGACGACCGCUGAGGUGUCUAGGCCAUGGGGGACGGCUGCUGGCCAGAGACCAGUGCGACCUUCGUCGGAAACCCCAGGAGUUGGAUUUCUGCACCCUGAGACCAUGUUGAAUCAGGCUCUUUCUGCCACCCCCUCACUCUCCCCACCCUCACAUUAGGGCCAUCAGCAUUCUGGUCAGCUGGCAUGGUGGGCACUGGCCAGGGGGGUCACCUCAGGACCCAGCUCACAUCCAGGAGCUAAGGACUAUUGAACAGGGGUGAGAGGUUCUCCUCACCCUCCCUCACUUGAGCAGAGUGGUACUAAACUCACAGUCUACCUCGUGCCAGGCUCCUCCAGUGCCCAGGUGCGGGGGGGAUAGGAGGGAGAACCUGAGAGGAGAGUGUACUGGGCUUGGAAGGAUUGGAACCCAGUUUAAAAAGAGACCUGGAGAAUGGGCAUCUCCAGGGCAGAACUUCAGGUACUGUGGCACUCCCUCAAAGGAGGCCGCAGGCUGCUGGAAGAGCCGAGGCUGGCAGCCUGGCACCCUCAGGGGGCCCUGAGGGCUCUUGCACCAUCUCUGAACGAUGCAGGUUUUCACGGUGCUUGCAACCCACUUUCCUUUUCUUUUCUGACUGGUAAUGGGAAAAAAUCAAAAAAACAAAACCCCAAACCCAAGAAACUCAAAACUUUGCAGGAUAAGGAGACCUUAAGGGAAAGGGGGAAAUAAUUAGAUACCAUAAUGGUGAGGUCAUUUUCAUCACGGGGGGGAAGGGGAUGGAGAGGGAGUCUUCAGGGAAUCUCCCAACUUUCCCUUCUUCUUCAUGGUUCCUCAAAACAUUCCCCUCCUCUAACCCCCCCCACCCCGGUUUAUAGAGUAUUGUAUUCAUUUGGGGCUGGGGGUGGGGUGAGGAAAUCAUCUUUGAAGAAUAGCCUCUAUAGCUUUGUAGGGAGGAAAAGUCCUUAGAAUUGAGAACAGCGGGAGAAGAUGGAAGUUGAGAAAGCCUAGAUCCUCAUGAAAAAGGGAUCGGGCUAAAAAAACAAAAUCAGCUUCGGGAUCCUGGAAAUUGUACCAGAGCCAAUGGCCAGUGGAAGGAAACCUAAGGGGUAAAUUCCAGACAGGAAGGUGCUGUCACUGGGGUUGGACGCUGGCCUACUUGUAUAUCCAGGAUCUCUUUGCUUUAAGAUUCUUCUGGGUCUCACCCAGAAAGGGUGCUGUUCCCUGUUUCUCUCCAGAGGGGCCCACAAAGGGGACCUAGCUUCACCUUCUCUGUUAGCCAAACUGCCCUCAGAGUGACCGUAGCUUCAUAUCCCUGGAGACGGUGAUGCCUCAGAGGACACAAUGGUGUGGCCUACUGGUCAGAAGCAGAGAACGCUUAGGGCAAGGUGCUGAACAUUGAGGUGUUUUCCCUUUCUCUGACAUCAAGACUGCUGUGUGGCCUUUGGUAUGUUUAUUUGCCUCCCUGGACCUCAGUUUCCCCACCUGUUAAAUGGGGUUAAUUCCUACCUCAGGUUCUGCUUUCUGGGUACCCCUAUUCUCCUUUCUUCCACCUCCUCACCACACCCUAAGCAGUGGUGACCCUACUAUCCUGGAGCUGAGUGCCCUUCUCAGAAGGUCAUGCUGUAUGGACCAUGAAGAUAAGUAGAUCUCUUUGGGGGAGAUGCCAGUACCUUUCACCAGGCAGGGCUCCCAGUUUUGAGACAGGAUCCCUCCCUAACCCCAAUCCAGGUUUCCUUAGGGGCUAAUAUCAUGAAACUUGUAGUUUCACCCGUGAUAGAAUUUCAGAGUUGACAGAUCCCUGAGAAGCCAUCUAGUCCAAUCUGAACCCAAAACAUGAAUUCCCCUGACUUUUUUUUUUAACCUAAGAACGUUUGUAGCCUUGAGGGAAGGCAUUUCAGCUAAAUUCAGAGUCUACAAAUGAGAUGGCCCAGGUGACCUAUGCCAGGGGAGUAGAAAGUAUGCUUAUAUUCCAUGGUUCCCAGGGCCCUAAAGAGACUUGGUUGGCUGUGGGUUAGAGAGAAGACUAUGGUGUUAGGGAUGGAGGCUUAUUCAUAACUAUAUAGCAUUCUCCUUCGGAAUAAAGUCAUCCCAGCACAAGUUACAGGGUCUCCUAUGUCUGAUUGCUCAGUGAUGAGCUCAUUCGAGUAGAGAUCCAGAUCCAAGUGGUCGGGUUCCCCAGAUGGGAUUAAAGAAGGUAGGGUUCCUAGGGAGAGGAUUUUGAUUCCUCCAACCACUCAACCAACCACUAAAUGAACUCUUGCCCUCUAGCCUCUCCUUAGGGCUUGAAAUGAAGGGUAGAAUGCCUUUAGGAGGGGAAAAAUGUCCAUGGCCAUUGGGUGAUGAAAAGUAGAGACCUUUAAUGGGGACAAGGGGACAGAGCAGGACACUCCAUUUUUAGUGCAUCUCACUAGGAGUCAGGGAUGGAGUGGGUGCUGUGAAGAAGAGGCAGGGGCAUGGAUGAGGGUGGGUGGGUAAUAGAGAGGCUUCUACUGGGGUGACUAACCUCUUAGAAGGAGAAUCCUUACUAUCAUUCACUUCAUGUGGGUCUUUAAGGAGGAACAUACUUUCUUGUUGCUGACACAGACCAGGUCCAGAAGUUUUUUUUCCCCCUAGUUGCUGGUAUUUUUUUCUUCUUCCUUACUAAAAAAAAAUAGGACCAAGGUAUCUUAUUUAGAAGUUGCUCUCGACUAUGAACAUUCCACUGAUCAAACUAUGUCUUUCAGGACAGAGCAGAGAUUGAACUUGAGAUAGAUUUUUGGAGAUCAGGUCUAGGAGGGCCCCUCAAAAAGCCAAGUUUUUUCCAUUGUUUUGGGGACAAAUAGGAAUUGGGUUUAGCUUGGCCUUGGCCCCUUUAUCCUUCCUGUGCACUGACUGUAGGAGCCUGACCCUAGCACUCACCUUACUGACCUUGUGCUGUGGGACGGGGGGAGGUUGCAAGGGGGCAUCUUGAGGGGCUGUUUUUGUUUCCUCCACCUGAUGACUGGCUCCCCCAAAAUACCAGAUCUUGUCACUGUCACUUGUGGAAUUUGUUUUUGUUUUGUUCCCUUUGGGGGGGCGGGGUAUGUGUGUGUGUUUGUGCGUGUGGUAAGUUUGGUUUGUUUACGCCCUGCGUACUGCAGAAGGACAGCAGAGCCUAGGUACUGGCUGGGCUAUGUAUACUGUGUAUACCUGGGAGUUGGCUAAUGAGUUGUGAACAGCUGCUCCUAAUAAAGUUGUAAGGAUUGAAAAUC
Molecule: messenger RNA, 6175 nt
Organism: Phascolarctos cinereus (koala)
Lineage: Eukaryota; Metazoa; Chordata; Mammalia; Diprotodontia; Phascolarctidae
Gene: ADAMTS15
Product: ADAM metallopeptidase with thrombospondin type 1 motif 15
Biological process (GO): proteolysis; extracellular matrix organization
Molecular function (GO): zinc ion binding; metalloendopeptidase activity
Source: RefSeq, a predicted model, not a curated record